This is a messenger RNA of Gigantopelta aegis, 2102 nucleotides long. RefSeq names its product F-box only protein 39-like. NCBI's taxonomy places the organism in Eukaryota, Metazoa, Mollusca, Gastropoda, Neomphalida, Peltospiridae. Gene Ontology annotation, molecular function: protein binding. The coding region runs from base 60 to 1397 and encodes 445 amino acids. The transcript has 4 exons. The record is from RefSeq and is a predicted model, not a curated record.
UAGUGACGUCAUGCCGUCCACAAACAGUAGAUCCAGCACCUCUUACGCAAACACCAUAGAUGGGUCUGAGCUGGCUGAAAGCUCUGGCUGCGUCUACUCGUUACACAUUUUGGAGCCAAAAGGACGACCAAAUGUGGAGUUGUCUGCCCGACACGGCUUUGGUCGAGAUCUACUUGUGUCUACCGGACCAUGAUAGACUGAGCAUGUCGCUGACCUGCAAGAACUGGAACAACGUGUUUUCUUACCCCUGUCUUUGGAGGACUCGAUACAUAGAGCUUGGUGGCUACAAGGCCAUAUCUGCAGGUGAGAGAGCUUGCAAGUUCGCCGACAGUCACGGGGACCACGUGAGGUACCUCUUCCUGUCCUGUACCCACCCGUCGAGUCAUUCGUGCAAAGUCAUCCAGAUGACCAUCGAUAACUUCCUCUUCAAGAUUCAAAACGCUAAGCUCCUUCAUUUCGAGCUCGUCAGGCUCAACUUGGACAGGUUUUGGAAGUUUGAACAUCUUAAAGAGAAAAUAGUACACAGUUUCGCGCGAUUCUUGCUAGGUCAGAGAAACAUGCUAAAUUUCGAUAUGGGAGACGCGCAUUUUUCACUUACGAGCGGGUGUCGAAUAUUGGAAGCUAUUGGAAGCGCGUCUGGCAGUACUAUUAAAGAUCUGGAUAUUGAAGACUUCUUUCACUCGAGGUUGGCCAUGUUCCAAGUAAAACGAUUUAGAAAUGCUUUCGCCAUGUUUACUAAUCUUUCAUGUUUGUCACUGAAUUAUAACUGCUUGUCGGAUGAAAUAUUUGAGUGCCUGGCUAAAACACUUGCUGGCAAAUUGAAGAAUAUUAGUUGUACGAUAUACAGGACUGAUCCACAUUAUCAUCGAAUUUCGUCAUUUUCAUGGAAAAAUUUAAAAGCAGUUUGUCCAAGUCUGACCGUCGACUUUUGGUUUGAGAGUAUCGGUAUGUCGGUAGACAUCAACCGAAUUCUCGUACCGGAAGCUCCAGUUCGUGAAAUGCAUCUAUGGACAGGUUUCGACGACAGCGCUGAUUGGCAGCUCGGUGAUACUAUUAACCACAUAGCCGCCCAUCACAAACAGAUAGGUCUGAUAUCGAUGGAGUUGGACAACAACCGGGAGUCGGUGGACGGUCCUCUGGUCGCCAUGGUCCGUGAAUGUAAGGGUCUCCGAGAACUGUACGUCAACGCCGUCCUCGCCGUGGCCACUAUAGACGAAAUCUGCGAACUUCAAACAGACGGCAAAAUAGAUCUGCAUACGUUCCACGUGACAACUUGUGGUCUCACAGAACUGGAAUGUGCAGAGCUAUUGUUCAUAAAGGAGAAACACCUUCCCGUCAUGCAACAGAGGGGCCUCGAUUUCAAAAUGUCCUCCGAUUAUUAUACUGAUUCCCUGUAAAACAACCGAUCAAUGCUUUAUGAAUAUGAAACAUGUGGGGAAUGAGUAAUCACGUGGAAUAUAUAUACAAAUAAUUUACAUCUGUUCUGGUGUAGUUAAUAAAAUUAUAUUCACUCUUUUUAAAUUACGUAAUAUUGAUCUUGCUGCCGUUCAGUGUCGGGCUAAGCAGUCCGGUAAAUGAACUGGGGAGCCUCAGAACCAAGUCAGACUGUAUGCCUAAUACUGUCAUAAUAUACGUUGUUCGUCGAUUAAACACUACGGACACAAUUUAUGAAGCGUCCGUAGGUAUUUAAGCAUUGUAAAUGUGUGUAGUUGCACGUGUGUACAACAUAAACAGGUGUUUAAGCAUUGUAAAUGUGUGUAGUUACACACGUGUACAACACAAACAGGUUUUUAAGCAUUGUAAAUGUGUGUAGUUACACGCGUGUACAACACAAACAAGUGUUUAAGCGUUGUAAAUGUGUGUAGUUACACGCGUGUACAACACAAACAGGUGUUUAAGCGUUGUAAAUGUGUGUAGAUACACGCGUGUACAACACAAACAGGUGUUUAAGCAUUGUAAAUGUGUGUAGUUACACGCGUGUACAACACAAACAGCUUUGUAAAUUCGGCCCAUUGUGUCUAUUCUAAACUGUCGUGAAACUGGCUCUUAGGUAUGAAUGUUGAUGUCACUUCAGUCAUUAAUUAUACAGACAAUGAACACUG